Messenger RNA from Momordica charantia (bitter melon), 1218 nucleotides. RefSeq lists its product as uncharacterized. NCBI's taxonomy places the organism in Eukaryota, Viridiplantae, Streptophyta, Magnoliopsida, Cucurbitales, Cucurbitaceae. Gene Ontology annotation, molecular function: structural constituent of ribosome. Gene Ontology annotation, cellular component: mitochondrial large ribosomal subunit; ribosome. The record is from RefSeq and is a predicted model, not a curated record. Gene Ontology annotation, biological process: translation.
UCCCACCACGAAAAAGAAACCCACGCUGCUUCCUUCGCCGAUUGCGUUCGCCGCCGCCACCGUCAGUUUCGCCGUCGACUCCUUGCCGCCGGGACACCGUACGCCUUCGCCUUCUAUCACCUUUGCCGCCGACGAUUUUUUUGGCUUCUGUGAAUUCUCUUGUGAAGUAUCAAUCGAGUUAGCAGUCAAGUUAUCAUGGUUGGUUGGCAGCGAUAUGUUCGGUCUAUGCUUGGCCAUGUGCAGAAGAGAGUGGAAUUGAGUUACAAUGUAGCUGCCAACUCUAAUUGUUAUCGCUUGCAAUCCUCCCUCUCAUAUGGGGAGUUGCCUUAUCUACAGAGACUUUUGAAACCAUCUUCAGCAGGCAUUACACAACCUUAUUAUCAGUGCCUCCAGCAGAUGGGAAUUUCCAGUUCAAGGUUUUUACUUGCCGAUAAAUCUGAGGAAGCAGCAGUUUCAUCACCUCUGACCUCUGCUUUGGCUUUAAGUAGUGGAAAAGAAGGAGAUAAAGACCAAAAAGUAGUAUCUAAACCUUCCAAAGUCCAAGCUAUAUUAAAGGGAAUCAAACAGAGUCCCAAGAAAGUCAACUUGGUUGCUGCAUUAGUUCGAGGCAUGCGUGUCGAAGAUGCACUGUUGCAGUUACAAUUGACUGUAAAGCGUGCUUCAAAAACUGUUUAUCAGGUCAUUCACUCGGCCAAAGCAAACGCAACCCAUAAUCAUGGAAUGGAUUCAGAUCGGCUCCUUGUUGCUGAGGCAUUUGUGGGCAAAGGAUUCUUUAAGAAAAGAAUAUCAUAUCAUGCUAAAGGAAAAUGUGGAAUUAAAGUCAGACCAGAAUGCCGGCUAACAGUUGUUGUUAGGGAGAUAACACCUGAAGAAGAGGCAGAGAUAGCCAAGCUGAGAGUUAGCAAUUUCCGCAAGCUGACCAAGCGUGAAAGUCGGCUCGUACCUCAUAAGCUUAUUGAAACCACGCCAAUCUGGAACCGAAAAGGCAAAGCUAGAGCAAAUGAAGAAGGUCGAAUGGCUUCAUAAGUUUUAACGGCCUCCAGUUGAGUUUCUUCAUCUCUUUCUGCCGAUGCAUUGUUUUCUUCCAUGUUCUUUUGUUCUAGACAAGUUAGGGAGGAAAAGUGAUUUAAUAUGGAGAAUGUAAGGAUACGUUUUGCAUAAGGGAGCAAUCACAUUGUGUUAUUUUUCUUACAUUCUUGUAUAGAUCAUGUGGCCUCA